UCUAUCCCGCAGCCAGGCCCGCGGUGCCCCACGACGAUCCCCCGGGUGCUGCCCCGCCCCCUCCGCAGGGAGGGCAGUCCGCCCACCGGCAGGGGGCAGCGCGGUGCGCAGAGGGCGCCUCUGUGCGCGCCGCCAGUGACCAGCGCGGAGUCGCCGGGAGACCGAGGUGCCGCCAUGGAACCGGGCGCUGCGGCCUGGGGCCUGCCCGUGUCUGGCGGGGGCUGCCCGGGGUCGGGCAGCUGCACGAGGGGCCGGGGGGCGGCGGCGCAGAGCGUGGCCGGCGCGGAGCUGCGUGCCGGGCGGCGGGAGCCCUGCGUGCUCAGCCUGGCUCGGCGGGGCGGCCGCUGCGGGAUACUUAUCCAGUCCCAGGAGAAGGACAGCUCCGUUCCGGAUUACAUCCCCAUCAACAGCCGAUUCAGAUGUGUGCAAGAGGCAGAAGAAACGCUGCUGAUUGAUAUAGCUGCAAACACAGGCUGCAAGGUCCGGAUCCAGGGAGAGGAGGCAGCGGAGCGGCUCUUUGAAAUCCCGGAUGAGGAGCAUUGCUUGGGGUUCCUGGCGGAGGUGCAGAGCAUCCAGGAAGCCCACCUGAAAGCUUCUCCUAUGGAGCCAAAGGACUCGUCCAGCUGGCAUCAGGUGGAGAAGAACCUCCCGGGCCUCUCCCAGGCCUCUUCUUCAGGGGCUCUGGGGUUUGAGGAUGACUUCACUGCUCUGAGCCUAGAAGAGAAAAGAAAUGGGCAAAACCACCAAGCAGGCUCUCGCCGGGAGCCCCCCCCACCUCCCGUGCCUCAGAACAGGCAAUUCCACCGAGAGAGAGACGGUUCAUCCAGAGACCAGCCAAAAGUGACCAACACGAUGCGCAAGAUGUUCCUGCCCAGCAGCCAGUCAGGGCAGCGGGAGGGGCUCAUCAAGCACCUGCUUGCCAAGAGGGAGAAGGCGUACGUCAACCUUCACAACUUCAGAUUUUUUGUGGGAACGUGGAAUGUGAAUGGGCAGUCUCCAGACAGUGGCCUGGAGCCCUGGCUGGUGUGUGACAUGGAGCCUCCAGAUGUCUACUGCAUUGGAUUCCAGGAGCUGGACCUCAGCACGGAGGCUUUUUUCUACUUUGAUUCUGUGAAGGAGCAGGAGUGGCUGGCUGCCGUGGAGAAAGCCCUGCACCCCCACGCCAAGUACAAGAAAGUGCAAAUGGUCCGUCUGGUUGGGAUGAUGCUGCUCAUAUUUGCAAAGAAGGAUCAGCUGAGCAAUAUCAGAGAGAUCGUGACAGAAUCUGUGGGCACGGGAGUCAUGGGGAAGAUGGGCAACAAAGGCGGCGUGGCCGUGAGGUUUGUGUUCCACAACACCACCUUCUGCAUCGUUAACUCCCACCUCGCCGCGCAUGUGGAGGACUUCGAGCGGCGGAAUCAGGACUACAAGGACAUCUGUGCUCGGAUGAGUUUUGUAACCCCAGAUGAGAGCCUACCUCACGUCAACAUCAUGAAACAUGAUGUUGUCAUCUGGCUGGGAGACUUGAACUACAGGCUUUGUCUCCCUGAUGCCAGUGAAGUGAAAAGUCUCAUCAGUAAGAACGAGCUUCAGAAGCUGCUGACAUACGACCAGCUGAAUAUUCAGCGCAUGCAGAAGAAGGCGUUUGCCGAUUUCACCGAGGGAGAGAUUAAAUUCAUCCCCACAUACAAAUACGACUCUAAAACAGACCGCUGGGACUCCAGUGGGAAGUGUCGUGUGCCGGCAUGGUGCGACCGGAUCCUGUGGAGAGGGGGGAGCAUCACCCAGCUCCGCUAUGGCAGCCACAUGGACCUGAAGACCAGCGACCACAAGCCCGUCAGCGCGCUCUUCCGUAUCGGGGUAAAGGUUGUGGAUGAGCAGAAGUAUCGCAAGUUGUUUGAAGACAUUGUUCGCUUAAUGGACAGAAUGGAGAAUGACUUCCUGCCUUCGCUGGAGCUAAGCAGGAGAGAAUUUGAGUUUCAGAACGUGAAGUUCCGUCAGCUGCAGAAGCAGAAGUUCCAGAUCACCAACAACGGGCAGGUCACCUGCCACUUCUCCUUCAUCCCCAAGCUGAACGACAACCACUACUGUAAGCCAUGGCUGCGAGCCGAGCCCUGUGAGGGUUACCUGGAGCCAGAUGAGAGCACAGACAUCUCCCUGGACGUAUACGUCAGCAAGGACUCGGUUACCCUCCUGAACUCUGGUGAGGAUAAAAUUGAGGAUAUUCUUGUCCUUCACUUGGACCGGGGGAAGGAUUAUUUCCUCACCAUCAGUGGGACCUACCUGCCCAGCUGCUUCGGCACCUCCCUGGAGGCCUUAUGCCGAAUGAGACGACCGAUCCGAGAAGUUCCAGUCACCAAACUCAUUGACCUGGGAGAAGACAGCUUCUUAGAAAAGGAGAAGUCUGUGCCUCAGAUGGGCUCUCUGGACAGCGAGGAGGACGGCGGGACGCUGCUGCAGGUGCCGAAGGAGGUGUGGCUGCUGGUGGAUCACUUGUUCAAGCACGCCUGCCACCAGGAGGACCUGUUCCAGACUCCAGGCAUGCAGGAAGAGUUGGAGCAGAUCAUUGACUGCCUGGACACCAGUAUCCCUGAGACAAUCCCGGGCAGCAACCACUCGGUAGCUGAGGCGCUCCUCAUCUUCCUGGAGGCGCUGCCAGAGCCGGUGAUCUGCUACGAGCUGUACCAGCGGUGCCUGGACUGGUCACACAGCAGCCGCCUCUGCCGGCAGGUGAUUUUUCAGCUGCCCCGUUGCCACCGCAGCGUGUUCCGGUACCUGAUGUCGUUCCUCCGUGAGCUGCUCCGAUACUCUGAGGACAACAAAGUCAGUGUCACCAUGAUCGCCGCCCUGUUUUCCAGCCUCCUCCUGCGUCCACCACCCAACCUAGUGACCAAGCAGUCGCAGCAGGACCGCCAGCGCGCCAUCAACUUCCUCUACAGCUUCUUGCUGGCUGGGGAUGAGGAGUGAGCCCUGCCUGUGCCGCCAGCCCUGCAGUGGGGCCGGGCCUCUGGGGAGGCUCCCAGCUACUCCAAGUGCCGUGUUUACAGUCGGAAGGACAUGUUCCCCUCUCAUUGCCAUCGCUGUACCCUGCGCUGCAGUGGACCUGCACACUCACUUCACUGCCAGCCAUGCCAAGAGCCUCCUGCUCUCUCCUUGGCUAGAUUUGGUGGUGCCCAAGCACUGUGCCAGUGGCCCACAGCAGUGUCAGUCAUGCUUCUCUCUCCUUUUCCCCCCCUCUCUCGAGCUGCUGCGGGGCAGGCACAGACUGUGAGUGCUGCUGGAGGGGCCGUGGCAUUCACCCUGCGUGCCGUGGCCCUGGGGUGCCUGUGCUCGUGUGCACUGACUGUACCGCAAGAGCCCUGGGCGGGUGUUGGGUAUGUUUCACCCUCUGCCCCACAGCAGACCCAGCCAGCCCUGAUGCCCCAUCACUGUGCAAUGGAAGCUGGACUGCAGCUUUCCAGAAAGAUUCUCUGGAGAUUCAGCCUCUCCGGAUCAGUGGGGUGUUGUUAUCCCCUCAUCUCCCUCCUGGGGCACAGGGCUCAGCACACAGCUCUCCCUACUGCAUUCCAAGCCUUCU
Pezoporus flaviventris is the source of this 3556-nucleotide messenger RNA. RefSeq names its product OCRL inositol polyphosphate-5-phosphatase (gene OCRL). The transcript is spliced from 23 exons. NCBI's taxonomy places the organism in Eukaryota, Metazoa, Chordata, Aves, Psittaciformes, Psittacidae. Gene Ontology annotation, biological process: signal transduction; phosphatidylinositol dephosphorylation. Gene Ontology annotation, molecular function: phosphatidylinositol-4,5-bisphosphate 5-phosphatase activity; inositol phosphate phosphatase activity. The record is from RefSeq and is a predicted model, not a curated record. Gene Ontology annotation, cellular component: membrane; cytoplasm. Bases 175 to 2946 code for a protein of 923 amino acids.